Messenger RNA from Microdochium trichocladiopsis, 1161 nucleotides. RefSeq names its product isoprenoid synthase domain-containing protein. The record is from RefSeq and is a predicted model, not a curated record. NCBI's taxonomy places the organism in Eukaryota, Fungi, Ascomycota, Sordariomycetes, Xylariales, Microdochiaceae. The coding region runs from base 1 to 1161 and encodes 386 amino acids. The transcript is spliced from 8 exons.
AUGAAUUCCUCGUCCGCGUCGAGUGUUUCGGCCUCAGAGUCCGGCUGCUCUUCGCCCCGAAGUGACUUGUCAUUCCUGACUGCUCCUAGCCCAAUCCGCACGGAUGCUGACGGCCUGGAGCAUGAGGGUCACCUGUCGAUCCGCAUGCCCGAUCUUUUCGCCUCGGUCAUGGGCAUGGAGAAUCGAGUCAACCCGCACUACCAAAGGGUCAAAGCUCGAAGUGAUGCCGACAUUAAGCGGAUACUACGGCUGGAUGACAAAGUGGCGUUCAGGAAUUCAAAGGCCGACUUCGCGUUCCUCACUGCCUCAUGGAUUCCCGAUGCCACAGAGGAUGCCUUGUACGUGAUACAAAUAUGGCAAGAAUGGGUCUUCUUCUUCGAUGACCAAUUUGAUGAGGGCCACCUCAGCCAGAACCCGCUAAAAGCUGCGGAGGAAGUGGUUGAGGCCCUUACUGUGCUCGACACCAGUUACCCGAUCCUCACAGAGGAGAGCGCAUCGCUGGCAUAUCUCCUCCAAAAGGUUUGGCUCGAGUUCAAGAAGACGGCUUCAGCAGAGCACCAAUACCGCUUCAAGUUCUACCAUAAGAAGUACAUGAUUGGCCUCCUACGACAGGUCACAGCCAACAUCUCGGACGUCGACCACGUGAGCCGCAGCUUGGACAGCUAUGUCGAGUACCGGCGGGACACAAUCGGUGCCGAGGCACCUUACGUCAUGAUGGAGUACGUCUCUCACCGCACAGAGCUCACUUCGGACUUCGACGUCAAGCACAACAUCGUCAACGUCCUCUGCUCCCUCCCCGCGUCCAGCGGCGGGGUAUCCACGAUCCAGCAGGCCAUCGACAAGGCCAGCGACAUGCUCGACGAGCGGUACGCGACCUGGCUCGCCGCCGUCGCCGCGCUGCCCUCACCGCCUGCCCCGGGAUCUGUAACAGACGACGGACGGUGCUACACCGAGAAGGAGCAGCAGCAUGGUGGCGACGGCGAACUUCAGGAUAAGUGGUGGGGUCCCGAGAUCGACGCGCAGGUCAGGACUUUGCUGGAGCUGUAUAUCCGGAUUCCGAUCGGGACUUUACACUGGAGUUUCCGAUCCGGACGGUACUUUGGAGAUAAGGGCCAGGAGGUCAGGGAGACGAGGGUUAUGAGGCUGAAGAUGAAACAAUAG